This is a messenger RNA of Odobenus rosmarus divergens (Pacific walrus), 2745 nucleotides long. RefSeq names its product hypoxia inducible factor 3, alpha subunit (gene HIF3A). Gene Ontology annotation, molecular function: RNA polymerase II transcription regulatory region sequence-specific DNA binding; protein dimerization activity; DNA-binding transcription factor activity, RNA polymerase II-specific. Lineage: Eukaryota; Metazoa; Chordata; Mammalia; Carnivora; Odobenidae. Gene Ontology annotation, biological process: cellular response to hypoxia; regulation of transcription by RNA polymerase II. The transcript has 15 exons. The record is from RefSeq and is a predicted model, not a curated record. The coding region runs from base 22 to 2031 and encodes 669 amino acids.
CCGGAGCGGCGACGGCGAGCCAUGGCGCUGGGGCUACAGCGCGCAAGGUCGAGCACGGAGCUGCGCAAGGAGAAGUCCCGGGAUGCGGCCCGCAGCCGGCGCAGCCAGGAGACCGAGGUGCUGUACCAGCUGGCGCACACGCUGCCCUUCGCUCGCGGGGUCAGCGCCCACCUGGACAAGGCCUCCAUCAUGCGCCUCACCAUCAGCUACCUGCGCAUGCACCGCCUCUGCGCCGCAGGGGAGUGGAACCAGGUGGGAGCAGGGGGCGAAGCUCUGGAUGCCUGCUACCUGAAAGCCCUGGAGGGCUUCGUCAUGGUGCUCACUGCCGAGGGAGACAUGGCUUACCUGUCGGAGAAUGUCAGCAAACACCUGGGCCUCAGUCAGCUUGAGCUCAUCGGACACAGUAUCUUUGAUUUCAUCCAUCCCUGUGACCAAGAGGAGCUCCAGGACGCCCUGACCCCCCAGCAGAGCCUGUCCAAAAAGAAGCCGGAGGCUCCCACCGAGCGGUGCUUCUCCUUGCGCAUGAAGAGCACCCUCACCAGCCGCGGGCGCACCCUCAACCUCAAGGCGGCCACCUGGAAGGUGCUGCACUGCUCUGGACACAUGAGGGCCUACAAGCCCCCUGCACAGACUUCCCCAGCAGGGAGCCCCAACUUGGAGCCUCCCCUGCAAUGCCUGGUGCUCAUCUGUGAAGCCAUCCCCCACCCGGGCAGCCUGGAGCCCCCACUAGGCCGGGGGGCCUUCCUCAGCCGCCACAGCCUGGACAUGAAGUUCACCUACUGUGAUGAGAGGAUCGCGGAGGUCGCUGGCUACAGCCCUGAUGAUCUGAUCGGCUGCUCCGCCUACGAGUACAUUCACGCUCUGGACUCGGACGCUGUUGGCCAGAGCAUCCACACCCUGCUGAGCAAGGGCCAGGCAGUAACGGGGCAGUAUCGCUUCCUGGCCCGGAGUGGUGGCUAUCUGUGGACCCAGACUCAGGCCACAGUGGUGUCAGGGGGCCGGGGUCCCCAGUCUGAGAGUAUCGUCUGCGUCCACUUCCUGAUCAGCCGGGUGGAAGAGACCGGAGUGGUGCUGUCCCUGGAGCAAACGGAGAGACACUCUCGCAGACCCGUUCAGAGGGGCACCCCUUCCCAGAAGGACGCCCCUAAUUCCGGGGACAGCUUUGAUGGCUCUGGUCCCCGGAUCCUGGCCUUCCUGCACCCCCCUGCCCUGAGCGAGGCCACCCUGGCCGCUGACCCCCGCCGCUUCUGCAGCCCUGACCUGCGUCGCCUCCUGGCACCUAUCCUGGAUGGGACUUCAGGAGCCGCCACCCCCAGCGCACCCCCAGCCACACGGCGCCCCCAAAGUCCUCUUCCAGCCGAUCUCCCAGAUGAACCACCCGUGAACAUGGAGAAUACACACAAACUCUUGGCCUCGGGGAAAGACCUUGAGGCUGUGGAGACAGAUCUAGAUAUAGCUCAGGACGUCGAUGCUCUGGAUCUGGAGAUGCUGGCCCCCUACAUCUCCAUGGAUGAUGACUUCCAGCUCAACUCCAGCGAGCAGCCACCCAGGGCCUUCCACAGACCUCCAGGCGCUGUCCCCCGGCCCCGUGCUCGGAGCUUCCAUGGCCUGUCGCCCCCAACCCCUGAGCCCUCCCUGCUGCCCCGCUGGGGGAGUGACCCCCGGCUGAGCUGCUCCAGCCCUUCCAGAGGGGACCCCUUGGCACCCUCCCCCAUGGCUGGGGCUCGGAAGAGGACCCUGGCUCAGAGCUCAGAGGACGAAGCCGAGGGGGUGGAGCUGCUGGGAGUGAGACCCCCCAAACGGUCCCCCAGCCCAGAGCCCGAAAAUUUCCUGCUGCCUCCCCUCAGCCUGAGCUUCCUUCUGACAGGAGGGCCAGCCCCAGGGAGCCAGCAGGAUGCCAGCACCCACCUCCUGGAACUGAAUGAGCCCCUGCGCCUGGGCCCCUCGCUGCUCUCUCUCUACCCGGAUGAGGACACCGCUGAGCCCAGGAGCCACUUCCAGCCAGCAGCAGGCUUGGCCCAGGCCAACUGAGCCAGCCCCCCUUCCCUUCUACUCCCCAGAAAGGACCUCAACCACACUCCACGCCGGCAGCCAACGCACAGGAUUGGGGGUACCAGGAGAGGGGUUCCCUCUCUCCUCUCAGCAGCCCCCCCCCGCCCACCUUGGGCCUACCUCAGCCCUCACCCCUCUGCCCCCCACGUCUGGGGGCUCUUUGGGGUGGUCUCAGCUCAGUGACCUCUGGGAGGGGGGCCCCUGGAGCCCUCCUCCUCCUUCUCUCAGGACUUCCCUUGGGGUUCUCAAUACUGGUGACCUCAUCCCUUUCUCCAACUCUCCUGGCUUGAUUUUGGGUGACUAGGGGUGGGGGAGGUUGGGGUUCAGAUCUGUGUUUCUGGGCUCUGGGGAGUAUUGAUAACCAUAAUCACAUUUCUUUUCCAUCCAUCUUUUAUUAUUAUUUCUCUUUUUUCAUUUUCGUGAUAGGUUUUGAAUUGCUAUGAAUGGCCUGGGGUCCAUAAGAAUGCAGGACUCUGAUCCCCCCUCCUCCCUCAGGUGUUAAUGGGGGAGGCGUUUCGGGCAGACCUCACCCCUAGCAACUUGAUUAGCCCCUUAGCCUUCCAAGUGGCCACCCCGCUCUGCCUGCCCCUCCACUGGGGACUUCCGCUGCCCCCAGCCUCGCCUGGACACUGGUUUCAUUUCCAGGGGUAGCCUCCAGCUUCCUCUGCUCCCAGACCAGGCAACCUCCAGCUC